AUAGGGAGGUAAGCUUCAAAUAAAAUCUUAUGAUUCUUAUCUCUGUGCUUUUUUAGAAAUGGCAUCUACAAAUAAUGUCAUUCUGAUUCCACUCUAUAUUAUUUCUUUAUAAAGAGGAACACAAGAAGAAUCCAUUUUCAUCGAUCAGUUUCAGAAAAUGAAAAUAUCAAACUUCCAUUUCCAUUUCUUAAUCUUCUCCUCACUUUUCCUAAUCGCACGAAGCUCUCGAAUCGACGAUGUUCCUCCAUCGGAAAACCGCCUCGCCUUCUUCAUAUUCGGCGAUUCUUUUUUCGAUCCUGGAAACAACAAUUUCAUCAAUACCACCGAGGAUUUCCGCGCCAAUUUCACGCCCUACGGCGAAUCUUUCUUCAAAUGUCCGACCGGCAGAUUCUCCGACGGCCGUCUCAUUCCAGAUUUCAUUGCGGAGUAUGCGAAUUUGCCUUUGAUUCCGGCGUAUUUAGAUCCUCGCAACAAACUCUACAUCCAUGGCGUUAAUUUCGCAUCCGGUGGAGGCGGCGCUUUAGUCGAAACUCACCGAGGAUUUGCAAUAGACAUUGAAACGCAACUUAGGUAUUUCAAGAAGGUGGAGAGAUCGAUGAGGAAGAAGCUGGGGGAUUCGAGAGCGUAUAAUUUGUUUUUGAAUUCUGUUUAUAUGUUCAGUAUCGGAGGAAAUGAUUACAUUGUUCCAUUUGAAGGCUCUCCUGUUCUUGAGAAGUACACUGAAACAGAGUACGUGAAUAUGGUGAUCGGAAACACCACGGCGGUGCUCGAAGAAAUAUACAAGAAAGGAGGAAGGAAAUUUGCGUUUGCAGCAGUACCUCCUUUAGGUUGUUUGCCACAUAUAAGAUUGAUGAAAAAGGGCGGCCAUGGAAGCUGUUGGGAUGAAGCUUCAGCUCUUACAAGGCUUCACAAUAAGCUUCUUCCUAUUGCUUUACAGAAACUUGCUGACAAACUCCAAGGAUUCAAAUACACUGUUGCCGAUACCUAUACUCUGCUUCAAAACAGAAUAGACAACCCUUCAAAAUAUGGUUUCAAGGAAGGAAAAAAAGCAUGCUGUGGAAGUGGAGAGUUGAGAGGAAUAUAUAGCUGUGGAGGAAUGAGAGGACAGAAAGAAUUUGAAUUAUGUGAAAAUCCAAAUGAAUAUUUGUUCUUUGAUUCUUAUCAUCCCAAUGAAAAAGCUUAUGAACAGUUUGCAAAGUUGAUGUGGAGUGGAGAUGCCCAAGUCAUCAAGCCUUACAACCUCAAACAACUCUUUCAAUGUGGAUUAUCACAGGCUUGACUUUCACUAUUUUAACACUUUGUAUUUUGUAAUCCAUCUUGCUUAUAUAUUAAUCACUAAAUAAAAGUCUCAAAGUAUACUUUCUCAAA
Molecule: messenger RNA, 1368 nt
Organism: Benincasa hispida (wax gourd)
Lineage: Eukaryota; Viridiplantae; Streptophyta; Magnoliopsida; Cucurbitales; Cucurbitaceae
Product: GDSL lipase-like
Molecular function (GO): lipase activity
Source: RefSeq, a predicted model, not a curated record